Messenger RNA from Neoarthrinium moseri, 1839 nucleotides. RefSeq lists its product as uncharacterized. Gene Ontology annotation, molecular function: DNA binding. The transcript is spliced from 2 exons. The record is from RefSeq and is a predicted model, not a curated record. NCBI's taxonomy places the organism in Eukaryota, Fungi, Ascomycota, Sordariomycetes, Amphisphaeriales, Apiosporaceae. Bases 1 to 1839 code for a protein of 612 amino acids.
AUGGCGCACGAGACUGCGAACCAAAAGCGCAAGCGCGGCCGCCCGUCGAACGCGUCGCAGGAUACCACCAGCGCGUCGCGCACUCAAACCACCCUCACAAACAGCGGCACGAUCGCCAAUCCACGGUCGCAAGGUGGCCCCGAGGACGCCGACGAAGCUGCGCGUCCUCGGAAGCGUGGGAGGCCGGCAAGGACAGAAGCCGAGCCCGACGCACCAGAAGCAGAAGUAGAAGCUCCCGUGAAGAGAAAGCGAGGAAGACCAUCGUUGUCGCAAAAGCCACAAUACAGCGCCGAACCCGAGAACGCUGAGGAAGCUCCCGUCCCGGCGCCAAAGCCCAAGAAACGAGGGCGGCCUUCACAUUCGCAGGAAGAAACUCCUGCAGACGAUGUCGAGGAUGCGGGUGCAGCUACCACGAACCGACUGCUGAAGAAGCGCGGGAGACCCUCAACCACACGUGUGCAAGAAGAUGAACAUGAGCGACGAGGCGAUUCGUCACAGCCAAAGAAGCGCGGGCGGCGGCCAAGAGCGGUAGGAAAGGAGAAUGAGGCAGCAGAGAAUGAGGACGCAGCCGAGGCCGACGACGAACAGGAGGGAGACUCUAGCCUUCUCAGGAGAAGCGAAAGGGAUCGACAAUCCGUUGGAGCAUGGUAUAAGGGCACACAAGAGGAAGAUCAUGAACAAGAGGGGAGUCCAGAAACAGAAGAACGGUCUCGGAAGCCAAGGAGGAAGAAGGGGCGGCCUGUAGCCGAUCCAGAGCUCGGCGCUGAAGCAGCGGAGCCAGACACACAACCGAAAAAGAAGAAGCGAGGUCGCCCUUCACUACAGAAUGAUGCCGCGCAAGACACAGCGGAGAAGUCGACUGAGAAGCCGAAAAAGAAGCGCGGUCGGCCGUCUCUCGAAAAAGACGGUCAGAACGGUCAAAAGCCAAAUCACCGACAGCGGCAAUCUGAGGACGAAUUAGACCAAGAUUCAGCUCCUGAGAGGGCACCACGCCGUAAAGGCAGGCCUCGCACUUCAGAUACUAGUACACAUCGGCCGUCGCAAGAGCAUGCCGGAUCCCGAUCCCCCUCACCAGACCCAGCCCCCUAUCGACAUCUAACUACCCGCGUCCGUCGCAUUCCGCGAGACACCAUCACCAACAAGUGGUCGCCUCUGGAUGCGACGUCAAUAGACAGCGUCACAGAGCUGCUUCACUCGGCCUCGCGCCCCGUCCUCCUCCGCCUCAACAACCUCCAGAAGCACGCCCAAGCGACCGCGGCCCUCAACGCCAUCAGCAACCGUCUGCGGUCGCGGCUCACUCGCGGCCUGCCGUUCCCGCCGGCCACCACCUCCCAGCGGCGCGAGGACGAGCUCGAGUUCGAGCGCACCGUGGACGGCAUCCAGAGCCUGCAGGCCCAGCUGGACCCGCUGCUGCACGGCGUCUCGCUGCUACAGCGCGAGAAGGAGCGCGCCGAGAAGGAGCUCGAGCGCGAGUACAGGCUCCUGAACGCGCUCGGUGCCAACGCCCGGUCCGAGGCCCGGUCCAGACGGGACCAGCUGCGCAAGGUGCACACGCUGGUGCCGGAGCCGCCGAGCAGAGAGGACGCAGAGGCGAAGAGUGGUAUCGGUGAGCUACAGGCUGUCGACAAGGCCGUCGGCAAGACCUUCAUCGGCCUGGACGAAGACCAGGACCUCAAAGGCGCUGUGGAGCAGCUUGGAAACCAUAUUGAGAGUAUGCGCGGCAACCUCCAGCAAGUCCAGGGCGUCCUGCCUGCGAUUGCGGACAGCGGUGCUGCGUUGAGGUUGGCGUUGCUGCCACACUUGGAUCAGGAGUCGUAUGAGAGAGUGCUACUUGGCUAG